GCGGAAUUCUCAAGCUUUAGGGUUCUUUAGAGCGCCCGGAUGAUCGCGAUCGCAUCAUGAGGCGCAGUGCUACAUUUUUUGCGGACAAGGAAGUAAGCAGCUCAGAUGAAGCACAUGGAAAUACCGCGGCUUGUAAUCGGGGAAUUUCACUGAGCGAGGGGGCUUCUUGCAAGAUCGGGAGGCUGGCAUCGAGAAGAAAGAAAUGGGCAUCGGUGAGACGCGGGGAACUUUACUUAGCGAUGGAGGAGUCCAAAACACCGAGAUGCUCAAGGAGAGUGAGAUUGCUGGAUGUUUCCUAUGUUAAGCGCGCUACAAUCUUGGUUUGUUCUGCAGAACAAAGAAACGGGCAUCCCAUGUCGGAAGAAGCGGCCAGUUUACCUGACCGAUGGAGCCACUGGGACACUGGAGCAGAGUGUGAUUGCUGGAGGCGAUCAUUCAGAGGUAUGUGUUCGCUUGCUAGGCCAUGCACUAUAUACAAAUUUCCAAGAUGUCAACCAUAAGGAGAGUUAUAAGGAGAGACAACGAUGCUAACUGGAGCAGCUGUCAAGGGGAAGUACAAGAUCAGGAAGCUUAGAAAAUUUUCUCUAAAUAUGUAAAAACCUAUGGCUGCAAUCUGCUUUCUUUUUCUUAAGACAAUCUUUUUUAAGCUUA
Molecule: messenger RNA, 651 nt
Organism: Selaginella moellendorffii
Lineage: Eukaryota; Viridiplantae; Streptophyta; Lycopodiopsida; Selaginellales; Selaginellaceae
Exons: 4
Coding region: 57-500 (147 amino acids)
Source: RefSeq, a predicted model, not a curated record